This is a messenger RNA of Marmota flaviventris (yellow-bellied marmot), 2471 nucleotides long. It is a transcript of the gene Nprl3, whose product is annotated as NPR3 like, GATOR1 complex subunit. Gene Ontology annotation, cellular component: GATOR1 complex. NCBI's taxonomy places the organism in Eukaryota, Metazoa, Chordata, Mammalia, Rodentia, Sciuridae. The record is from RefSeq and is a predicted model, not a curated record. Gene Ontology annotation, biological process: positive regulation of autophagy; cellular response to amino acid starvation; TORC1 signaling.
GUCGGGCCGCCCCGCCCCAGGCAGCAUGGGGGACAACACCAGCCCCAUCAGCGUGAUUCUGGUGAGCUCGGGCAGCAGGGGCAAUAAGCUGCUCUUCAGGUACCCCUUCCAGAGAAGCCGGGAGCACCCCGCGGCGCAGACAAAUAAGCCCCGUAGCAGAUAUGCUGUUAACAACGCGAGUGACCAUGCUGAUGACCAGGACGGUGACUCCAGCGAGCCAUGUCCUCCAACCGAUGAGCAGUUGGUUGCAGGGUUUUCAGAUGUUAUUUUGGCAACAAUUUUGGCAACCAAAUCUGAAAUGUGUGGCCAAAAAUUUGAACUGAAGAUAGAUAAUGUGCGGUUUGUUGGGCACCCGACACUGCUGCAGCAUGCUCUGGGGCAGGUCUCCAAAACAGAUCCAUCCCCGAAGAGGGAAGCGCCUACCAUGAUUCUUUUUAAUGUGGUGUUCGCCCUGAGGGCCAACGCUGACCCUUCUGUGAUCAACUGUCUGCAUACCCUGUCCCGGCGCAUUGCUACAGUGCUGCAGCAUGAGGAGCGCCGCUGCCAGUACCUCACUCGGGAGGCCAAGCUGAUCCUGGCACUGCAGGACGAGGUGUCCGCUGUGGCUGACGCAAAUGAAGGCCCACAGUCCCCGUUCCAUCACAUCCUGCCCAAGUGCAAGCUGGCAAGGGACCUCAAGGAGGCAUAUGACAGCCUGUGCACAUCUGGUGUGGUGCGGCUCCACAUCAACAGCUGGCUGGAAGUAAGCUUCUGUCUGCCCCACAAGAUCCACUAUGCUGCCUCCAGCCUGAUUCCCCCUGAGGCCAUCGAGCGGAGCCUGAAAGCCAUCCGCCCCUACCAUGCCUUGCUGCUGCUCAGUGAUGAGAAGUCCCUGCUGAGUGAGCUCCCCGUCGACUGUUCCCCAGCUCUGGUGCGGGUGAUCAAGACCACGUCUGCUGUGAAGAACCUACAGCAGUUAGCCCAGGAUGCUGACCUGGCUUUGCUGCAGGUGUUCCAGCUUGCGGCUCACCUGGUGUACUGGGGCAAAGCUGUCAUCAUCUACCCGCUGUGUGAGAACAAUGUCUACGUGCUGUCUCCCAAUGCCAGUGUGUGUCUGUAUUCCCCACUGGCUGAGCAGUUCUCCCGCCAGUUCCCAUCCUGCGACCUGCCGUCCAUCCUUGCCAAGUUCUCUUUGCCUGUCUCCUUGUCCGAGUUCAGGAACCCCCUGGCACCCCCUGCGCAGGAGACCCAGCUCAUCCAGAUGGUGGUGUGGAUGCUGCAGCACCGGCUCCUCAUCCAGCUGCACACUUAUGUCUGCCUGAUGGCUUCCCCCAGUGAGGAAGAGCCCCGCCUACGGGAGGAGGACGUCCCCUUCACUGCCCGGGUCGGCGGCCGCAGCCUCAGCACACCCAAUGCCUUAAGCUUUGGCUCUCCAACCAGCAGUGAUGACAUGACCCUCACCAGCCCCAGCAUGGAUAACUCCAGUGCAGAGCUGCUCCCCAGUGGGGAUUCACCACUGAACAAGCGGAUGACGGAGAGCCUGUUGGCCAGCCUGUCAGAGCAUGAGCGGGCAGCCAUCCUCAGUGUACCCGCUGCCCAGAACCCUGAGGAUCUGCGCAUGUUUGCCAGGCUCCUUCACUACUUCCGCGGCCACCACCACCUGGAGGAGAUCAUGUACAAUGAGAACACUCGGCGCUCCCAGCUGCUCAUGCUCUUCGACAAGUUCCGCAGUGUGCUGGUGGUGACCACCCAUGAGGACCCUGUCAUUGCCGUCUUCCAGGCACUGCUCACAUGAGCCAGGCAGAGAAUGGGGUGUGAGGGUGGGCACUGCAUGGGUGGCCAGCCCUGGCCUGACUGAAGGCUUGCAGAGCCCUUGUCCUUAUCCUUCCUUACCACAGGCACCUUGGUUCAGCAGCAGCUGUGAGGCCAUCAUCCUCUGUGCUCUUUUAACUCUCACUUGUCCUCGCAACAGCCUUACCAUCACCAAAAGCUGAAGGGUGCCUUCUAGACUUACAUCUGGUGAGGACUGUGUCCUUACAUGUGCACAUAGGCUGUUUUGACCCUCAUCCUAGCCCUGGCCACAUUUGCGGUGACCUUGCCCCACUUUGUGUGCUAUCCUGAGGGAUAUAUAUUCCUACCUGCCUUCUGAUGGCGUCAGCAUGUGUGGCCACCUCACCCAGCACCACCUCUGCUCACCAUGCACUGCAUCCCUCCCAGAUUGCUACGAUCAUCUCCUGGCCCAGCCUCUCCACAGCACCACAUAGGUCACCGUUGUGGUGGGUGGCAGCUCAACUUCCUGCCAGGACCCUGCCCCAGAAUGUGCAUGUACUGUGUGGCUCUCCUGUUGACCCUAACCCUGGAGGAAGGACUGACUUUAGGCAUGUGAUGAUCAACCAGGGGCUCUGUAAAGACAAAACAGUUCCCUAGAAGCAAAACAUUUAUUUAGUUUUUAAACAAUUAAAAAAAGCCUGAGUGGGCUCUUUGCUCAGGUC